CCACCACCCACCGACUACUUCCCUUUCCAGAACCGCGCUCACUUCGAGUGUGCAGACUUCCUGUUCCGUGAGGAACAGAUGUCUGGUGGGAAGGUUGACAGGCUCAUGCAGAUCCUUGCUGCCUUCUAUCAGCAGAGUGCCCCUGCCCGUCCAGCUCCCUUCUCGGAUGCUGAUGACCUCUAUGGUACCAUCGAUGACAUACCUCUUGCUGGUGUGCCAUGGUGGUCAUUCAGUGUCUCGUAUCAGGGUCCACGUCCUGCUAGGGAGGAAGAUGUGCCAAGGUGGAUGACGCAGGAAUAUGUGGUCUGGUACAGAUGUCCCGACCAAGUUCUCAAGUCUCAGCUUGCCAAUCCUGACUACAAGAGCAACAUGGACUGGGUACCCAAAAAGGUAUACGACAAGCAUGGCGAGCGAGAGUAUGAAAACUUCAUGUCUGGGGACUGGUGCUGGAAGCAAGCGGAUACCAUUGCACAAGACCCAGCAACACAUGGGGCCACCUUCUGCCCUAUCAUCCUGGGGAGCGACAAGACAACUGUGUCAGUUGCUACAGGGGCUCAUGACUACUGGCCUUUGUAUAUCUCUAACGGCCUGGUGCACAACAAUAUCCGGCGUGCUCAUCGAGAUGCUGUCUCUGUGGUGGCCUUUCUGGCUAUCCCCAAAACGGACCGGCAAUAUGAUGCUGAUGCAAAAUUCCGCAAAUUCCGCCGCCAGCUCUUCCAUGACUCUUUACGGCACAUUCUUCUCUCCACACUCCCAGCAAUGAGAGAGCCACAGGUUAUGCUUUGCUCGGAUAACCACUACCGGCGCAUCAUCUAUGGUUUGGGUCCUUACAUCGGGGACUACCCAGAGCAGACACUCCUAGCCUGCACAGUCCAGGGCUGGUGUCCAAAGUGCACAGUCCAUAGGACAAACUUGGAGGGGAUAGGGGUCCCCCGCUCACAUGAGCAUACUGAAGCUGUCAGUGCAGUACUUUCUCGCAAGGCACUGUGGGAGGACUAUGGCAUUGUCUCUGGGCUUGAGCCAUUCACUACUACCUUCCCACGUGCUAACAUCCAUGAGAUGCUCUCGCCAGACCUGCUGCAUCAGGUCAUCAAGGGUACCUUCAAGGAUCAUCUUGUUACUUGGGUUGAGCAAUAUCUGGUCAUUCAGCAUGGAAAGCCUGCUGCUACUGUCAUUAUGGCUGACAUCGAUAGAAGGAUUGCGGCCACACCUCCCUUCACUGGCCUGAGACGCUUUCCAGAGGGCCGCAAGUUCAAGCAAUGGACUGGGGAUGACUCCAAGGCACUAAUGAAGACAUUCAUCCCUGCUGUUGCUGGCUACAUUCCCCCCAAAAUGCUCUUAGCUCUCAGCACAUUCAUGGACUUCUGCUACCUGGUGCGCCGGCCCAAAAUCACUAGCCAGAGACUCCUUGAUAUCGAGGAUGCCUUGGAGCGGUUCCAAGAUGCCCGCACCAUCUUCGCAGAAACUGGUGUGCGCUUUGAUGGUUUCUGCCUUCCACGACAGCAUGCUCUCAACCACUAUCCCCGUGCCAUCCAGCUCUUUGGUGCCCCUAAUGGUCUAUGCUCCUCCAUCACAGAGUCGAAGCAUAUUCGGGCAGUGAAGGAGCCUUGGCGCCGCUCCAACCGCUAUGAAGCUCUUGGCCAGAUGCUUCUUAUCAACCAACGGCUGGACAAGCUUGCUGCUGCGAAAGCGGACUUCACUGCACGCGGGAUGCUAGAGGGACCCCUCUACGGCUUCGAGGACCUGUUCGCAUCGCUAAACGCACCUGCACCUGCCCCUGCCCCUGCACCACUAUCAGAGUCAGAAGAGAGCAGUGAUGAUGGCUCUGAUGACUCCACAGAGGAGUCAUCAACUACUGUGGUCAUGGCUAAGCGCAAAGUUCCUCGUAUGCCCAACAACCCAGUGGAGCUGGCCUAUCGUUUUAGGUGUCCCAGCCUUGUUCAACUCAUUGGUGACUACCUUGCCACACAACCAGAGUAUGACCAUGAGUACAUUCCCACAUCUUUUUCUGUCUACCCUUCUUUGGUGGUUCAUUUCCAUGCUCCUAAUGAGCAGUCUAACCUUGGUGGGAUGACCCGUGAGCGCAUACGUUGUGUAGAGGUAUGGCGCAGGGGUCCACCAAGGCUAGACUGUGCAUAUGUCUAUCAAAAUGAUACUAUACCUGGAUUUGGUCGUUUGGCUGUUGUUCGGAUUCUUCUUCUGUUCUCAUUUAGAUCAGUCUCAAAAUUCAUACAUCAGUGUGCCUUAGUCAGCUGCUAUAGCCCAGUGGGUGAUGAGCCUGAUGCGCACAGUGGUAUGUGGGUCGUUGAGCCUGCUCAAAAUGCAGAUGGCACUCUUCAGCUUGUAGUUAUUCCCAUUCACCAAAUAGUUCGUGCAGCACAUUUGAUUGGUCAUGCAGGGAAUGACCCUGUACCUCUUGAUUUAUUACAUACAGAUUCCUUGGAUGCCUUCACUGCCUUUUACGUAAACAAGUACAUAGAUUACCAUGCACAUACGAUA
This is a messenger RNA of Trametes versicolor FP-101664 SS1, 2499 nucleotides long. RefSeq lists its product as uncharacterized. The record is from RefSeq and is a predicted model, not a curated record. NCBI's taxonomy places the organism in Eukaryota, Fungi, Basidiomycota, Agaricomycetes, Polyporales, Polyporaceae. The annotation marks the transcript as partial. The transcript is spliced from 8 exons.